AUGACGCAACAAUGGUCUAGACGGCCGUUUUCCCCAACUGAGAACCGCUAUGAUUCUCGUAUCCGAUACCUGGAGGAGGUUGUUCAUCUCCUAUUAGCUGGAACAAACUCGACUUGCUUUUCUCUCUCUACACCUACUCUCGCCGGCUCAUUCCGGUAUUCGAUCAAACGAGGCCUUGAGCCAGUUCUACCCGACAAGACAGCAAUGUCUCUAGUGGCGGAUUGGCGGAUUGGACGACCAAUAAGACAGAAACGUUUUAGUUCCCCGCCUUGUCGUCAAAAUCGACUGCUGGCCACCUGCAAUACAUCCUUACACCCAGCCAGGGUACCGUCGCCCACACCCUCUACUUCCUUAACGAACCCCGCUUCACCAGCAACAAUUGGUGUUGCCGAUAGUACUAACACCGCCAAGAGCUCAUCCACCUCCAAUACCAAACACCAAGCCGCUGUCAACCCAAUGGAGGUCUCAGCAUCACCGACUGACUCGAUUACGACUCUUGGAUUUGCUGCCAAUACAGCCCAAAAUUAUACACCCCAACUUGCCGACCCUCAUUCCCCUCCUCCUGUUAAUCACUGCUCGUCUCCUGACUCGCCCGUCUCUCACAAACGCGGCCUUGCAGGCGCGUUCUCUUUCGAGCUCCCACCUCCCGCACUCGCUAUCUCACUAGAGCGACCGACUUCCUUAGAAGCCCAUGCCUCGCAUGCUAUCACCCUAACUCAGCGGUCUAAUAGUGCAAAUGUCGUUGAACCUAACAAUUUUUCAUCCCUCGACAAUACUGCCGCUACUGCUACUGCGGUCAUUGAUUUAAUCAACAACAACGCCAUUCAGAACAAAGGACCAUCCCCUUUUCCACCUCCCUCAUCCUCAUCAUCAGCUCAUCCCUCUACUACGGCGAUCAUUAUUGAAUCACACGAUCAGUCGUCGACUCUAUUGGUCGUCAAUGGGCCUGCUCCCAUUACUAGUACAGCGACUACUUCUGCUCCAUCAAGAUCCUAUGACCAUCAACUCACUUUCAUUUCAGCUACCGAUGCCGUGAUUGCUCCAACUUCUCUUUCCUGUUUGAAUUUAAUCAACAACAAAGACAAUCAGGACAACCUCUUACCGACUACAAAUCUAGCCCAAUCCUUCACUGAUACAAUUGAUGACAACAUCACCUCAUUUCCUGUCACAUUGCCUAUUGAUCCCACUCUUCCUUUACCUUCUGUAAUCAACAACUUAGACCUAGUCUGUCAUCAGACCCAGCCAAUAAAACCACCUGCUCAACCUGACAACUUUGAGGUAGCUGCGGUUGGAGGCAUUGAAAUUUUAGAUAAUGAAAACAGCAAUGCUAUAGAUGCCCGACUAGCCCCAGAAUAUUCACAAGCAACUCUAGAUUACUACAAUGACAUCCAAGAGUACCUCCAGCAGGCCAAUACAGAGGGGACUGAAAUGAAGAAGAAAAAGAAAAAGAAGAAAAAGAAAAAAGCCAACCUGACUUCAACACCCGACAAUCCAAUUUUAUUUUAUGUUUGA
This is a messenger RNA of Puccinia graminis f. sp. tritici CRL 75-36-700-3, 1512 nucleotides long. RefSeq lists its product as uncharacterized. The coding region runs from base 1 to 1512 and encodes 503 amino acids. Lineage: Eukaryota; Fungi; Basidiomycota; Pucciniomycetes; Pucciniales; Pucciniaceae. The record is from RefSeq and is a predicted model, not a curated record. The transcript has a single exon.